This is a messenger RNA of Periophthalmus magnuspinnatus, 1469 nucleotides long. Its product is annotated as BICD family-like cargo adapter 1. The record is from RefSeq and is a predicted model, not a curated record. The transcript is spliced from 13 exons. The coding region runs from base 16 to 1182 and encodes 388 amino acids. NCBI's taxonomy places the organism in Eukaryota, Metazoa, Chordata, Actinopteri, Gobiiformes, Gobiidae.
GUACGAUUUUGAGACAUGAACUGGGACAGUCAGUUGAACUCUAUACUGUCAGUAGCAGACAGCAGCGUUGCUAAGAUGAGGGAGCGACUGACAAGUAAUAAAUACUCAAAUAGAGAAGAUUUGUUUCCAGUGAAAGAAAAACUUGACAAAUCCGAAUUUGAGGUACCUGCCCGAGUUCUUCUUCACAGACAGCUCUCCACUCCCGUCUGUCCAAAUGAUGUACAGUGGACUGACUUGGCUUCUAUCCAAUCACAACUUAAGAUACAGGGCCAGGCAAUAGAGUCUCUCACCAAAAGACUUUAUGACAUGGAGAGAGACAAGCAGUCACAGCAGUGCCUAAUACAAUCGUUACAAGAGGAAGUGCACAGACUUCAUGAGGACCUGAGGGAGAGAGCGGGUAUGUGGCAGGAGCAGAGUCCAGGGGCUGAGCGCAGGAUGGAGCAGUGGAGAAGGGAAGUGGGCCGUGAGCUCAGCAGUCUCCGUGGACACAUUACUAGGACAACAUCACUGGAAGAGAGUUUCAGCUCAAAGCUUCGUAGAGAAGAGCUGGAUCACCUGCGCAAAGAGGUGGAGCAGCUGAAAACCAGGCUAAGACGGCAGGAAGAGGACAUGUUCCUCCAGCAGACAGAAGCAAGAGUGAGCAGGCAGCAGUAUGAGCACAGCUGUAAGACGUUGGAGGAUCUGACAGACAGUUAUAGGAUUCACAGCACAGAUUUGGCAAAGACGGCCUCUCAGUAUUCUCACACACAACAAGAAGUUCAUCAGAUCAGGGCGACCAUUUCAGAGCUGAAAGAUGAGGUCAGAAAUCUUGUACUACGUGACCACGAGCCCAGUCCUUUGUUGUCAGUUCACACAACUGGGAGUCCAGUGCUUCAAGUUCCUCACAUUCAAAACACACCAAAGACUAAGGUUGAUCGACCCCAGGCAGACUCUGACUCAGAGGACUUCAGCCCAACACCAAGUUUAGCUGAAAUUAGCUCGGACGACCUGUCAUGGCUCGAAGAUCACGAGCCAGCUCCACAGCAGAAGCCCCGGGUACGACUGAGCAUCAAGUCCAGGCGUAGUGACUUGGAAGGUUUGGGCUCUGAUUUAGAUGAUGAUUAUAAUGGCAAUGAAGAUGGAGAAGACUUUGUUGAUGAUGAUCCAGAUUUUGCAUCUGACCUGAGUCUUGAUGACCUUUGACCUCUCCAGCAUCUCCCAUUGAGACCACCACACAUCUCAGAGCCGCAGGGAGCAGACGACUGGGGGAGAUGUUAGCAGAGCCAGGCACACUGAUGCUAACCAUAACUGACUGGAUUAGUGGACCAGACUGGAGUUUACUAUGGGUUAUCAAUAGUGUAAAAAGGGCUUAACAAUGUGGUGACGAGUAAUUAAUGUAUUUUUGUAACAAAUCUCAAAUUGUAUUAACUAUUCAUUAUGUGUUCAGAUAGACAAAUAAAACACUAACCACAAGUGAAAUUGUCUGUUGU